AUGACACGUGAAAGACAUCAACAUCUUGCUCUGCCAUCGAAAGUGGCUAAAAUAAAUCGUCUUCGCUUCUUUAGUCAUAUAUUAAGGAGACCGGCAGAUCGCCUUGUUCAACGAGUUCUGGGGAGUUUGCCGGGUUCAAGCUGGAAGAAGCCACCCGGCCGAAAACGGAAGUUCUGGACUGAGGUGGUGAAAGAGGACCUGAGGACACUUGGCGUGGAUAGGCAGUUCAGGCGAGACGUAAGGUUUCGCAGAAUAUGGAACAGCGACGAAUGGAUUCUGUGCAAGCUCUCGCAGAAGACCGAGAAGGUUGGGCAGAGCUGUGUUAAGGGACGGCACACCUCGGCGAAGAUGCGAGUAAUCGCGUCAGGCGAUGACAUCAGCCUGUCGAUUAAGUCAAGUAAGUCAUACUUAUAUUAUUAA
Necator americanus (New World hookworm) is the source of this 420-nucleotide messenger RNA. RefSeq lists its product as uncharacterized. Lineage: Eukaryota; Metazoa; Nematoda; Chromadorea; Rhabditida; Ancylostomatidae. The coding region runs from base 1 to 420 and encodes 139 amino acids. The record is from RefSeq and is a predicted model, not a curated record. The transcript has a single exon.